AUGGUGGAUUCUGUACCAGAAGCCCUCAACAGCAUUUCUGGGUCUGAGUCUCCUUCUUCCCCUGUGUCAAGUUAUAAUAACUCGGUCUUCACUUUGGAAGAUUUCAAUGAGAAGGUACCAGAAUUGCCCCCACUAUUGCAGCAAUCACUACUGGAUCAGCCAUCAUCUUCCAGAGAUGAGUCUCUGGAGAAGCCUCUGACGGCAGUUUUGAAUCAUCUAUACAUUCAAAAAGGGUGUACUGGCCAAUCUGUGGCGACACUUAGUUCCACUCAUCGCUUCCGCACAAAAUAUGUGACUGUAGUACUGUACAAACCAUUGAAGAAGGAAUUCAAAAACAUGCAAUUCUUGAUGUUGGAAGAUCUUGAUCAUGGAUUCCCUUCUCCAUCUCAAACUGCAGUUGCUUGUUGGCCGCACUUGGUUCCUUUCACAGAGGAUAAGGAUCUGAAGGCAACCAAUGGUGCCCUCACUCUGUUGCCAGGAUUGCUAAAUCCUCAAACCUCAGAAAUCAUUACUUGUUACAUACGAAGUUGCAAAUGGUUUGAACAGAAUUACAGCUGA
Messenger RNA from Thlaspi arvense, 558 nucleotides. The record is from the annotation of a GenBank genome assembly. NCBI's taxonomy places the organism in Eukaryota, Viridiplantae, Streptophyta, Magnoliopsida, Brassicales, Brassicaceae.